GUGCCAUUCAAUUCAUUCACUUCGCUUGCAUUUAUCGCAUUUAUCAUAUAUCGCAUUAUUUGCUUGUAAGCAGGCAUUAGACUAAAUCAAGCUAUUUACGAUAUGUUUAAAUGUAAUAUAUUUUAUUCUAAAGAAGCAUGAUGCAGUCGACGACAGAGGAUUGCUUAAAUAUCGCCGAGUUGGCUAACCAGCUGACUCGAGAGAAGAUAUUUAUAAGUUCAGAAAGGCAGUUGCUGCAGAACCUUAACGAGGAAGUGGAGAAGAGUGCCUUAGAAUUGCUACAGGCUGCCUGGAUAUGCUCUCAACAACGACAGAAUCUCACGGACCUGAUAAACUCACGGUGUGAGGCAGACUCGGUCGCGGCCUGCCAGAGGGCCAACUCCCUCGAAGGCACCACCUUCAUAGACGUAUACAAAGUACUAAAAUACAAGGAAGCCUUAGCCCUAGGUGAACUGCUAGGAUGGCUGCGCGACUCCCCGCAUCUCGUCUCCCUCUGCCUUCUCCUGGGGGAAGAACACAUGCCCCCCACUCUACCGUGCGCGCUAGUAGCCGGGCUCUACGGCAGCUGCCGUCUCCCGGCCGACCGGACGCGGCUGCUGGCCGUGAUACGGUCGCUGCUCAAACACCAACUGGCAACGUCCAGCGAUCCUAGGAAAUUGUUCCGCUCCGGCAAAUGUGCGCUAGCGUCUCUAUACGGCGUGUUCCGAGACGGGCACGCGCCGGCGCGGCAGUUCCUGGUGGCGGCGCUCAACGCGCCCGUCAUGGCGGCGCUGCACGAGGACGAGUUCUUCCUGGACAUCCACCCCGACCGCGCCAUGGAGCGAUUCUCUCCCCAAGACCGCGUAAAGAAGUUCGGCCAGUCCAACACAGCGGAAUACAACGCCAAAGUAGCGCGCUAUCGCAAAUGGAUCGUGCAGCGUCUGUUCCAACUCACCAGCAAAUUCAUUACUUCGCUGCGCGAACAUUGGGCUAACUUCCCUGCGUCUAUAGCGUGGUUGAUUCAGCAGAGCGUGCAUCUCAUCAAACAGCACUCGCGAAUACCAGAAAGCGAGCUGCACGGUCUAUGCACGGACCUCGUGCUCAACCACUUCAUCUGCCCCGCGAUCCUGAACCCCGAGGCGCACGGCGUGGUCGACGCGCCCGUGUCGUACAUAGCGCGCACUAAUCUCAUGCAGAUCGCGCAGAUACUACAGGUUCUGUGCCUCAGCAAACACACUGAGGUGGACCCUAAGCUCACGGACCUGUACUCGUUGUUCCCGCGGCCGUGCGUGUGGUCGCUGGUGGACGGCGUGUGCGGCGACGCGCUGGCGCCGCGCGCGCCCGCGCCGCCCGCCGACGCGGCGGCGCCGCGCACCGACGCGCCGUGCGCGCCCGCCACCGCGCUCUACUCGCAGCAGGACCUACACCACCUGAUAACUUUCCUAAAGCGGAUAUCCUCGAAGCUGAACAACAAUACACCGAGCGUGACGUCGGAGGAGAUGUCCAGCGGCUCUGGGCCCGCUGACUCAGCUGCUUAUAGUAGUGAAUCCGGCAGCGACUCGUCCACCUCAGAUGCCUGCGCGUCUAGCCUCGCCGCCCUUCUGCAGACCAUGGAGCCCAACUACCGCAGCAGGCUGCACGACCUGCUCAGGAAGAUGCCGGACUUGAGCAAGCCGAGACAAUCUCCGCCUCAACCCGCAGACGCGGCAGAAACACAAAAGAAGAGUAUUCUGGCGAAAGUGCCUAAACCUCGGCUGCCUCGCAGCGGCAGCUCGAACACGUCACUCGCGACCGAGACAUCGGAACCCGAGCUUGAGGUGUACGUCAUACAGAUGGCUCGGCAGGAUGAGAGCGACUACGUCGGUCUGGUGCCCGAGUCGAAGGUCCUGGAGUGCUACUGCGGGGGCUCGGAGGGCGACGCGGAGGACGCGGGCUCCGCGCUGGCGGCCGCGCCCGGCGCCCCCGUGCAGAAACGGACGAGAUUCUCAGUGUCCCACGAUGAAGUGUCGUUAGGGAACACGUCGGACAACUUGGAAGCAGUGUCGGAGGCCGCUUCCAACCACAGCGUGACGUCCAGCUUGGAGUUGGAGACCGAAGAUCAGAAUGAUAAUCUGUCCGAUAUGGUAUCGGCCAACGUGAGCGGGCGUGGAAGCCCGAACAUCUCGGGACGGGAGACGCCAUCUUCCCAAGUCACAGACGGAGACGCGGCGGGCGAGCCGGCUAGACGGUUACCGCAAAACGUCCCAGUGAGCCAGGCGAACAGCGCGCAGGCCAAGCUGCUGAAACAGACCAGGAACGAUAUUGAAGACAAGUUCUGCAAGUUCGAGAUCAAGAAACUCCUGGAAGGCGACGAAACUGUAAGCAUCAUGUCCGACACGUGGAGCACAGACGUGCUGGCGUCCGACUCGGAGACCAUCGGCGACUCCUGCGACCACACGCUAGUCGCCGUUAAUCAGAACGUAGUGGCUAACACAAAUGCGCCAGACGUCUCCGAAACGGCGAGCGAGUCCGCGUGGUCCAUGGACGUUCUCGCGUCGGACAGCGAUCGGAACACAGAGGUUGACACGGACGACUGCGUGUCGGUGGCGGCGCGGUCCGACACCUCGUGGCCGAGGAGGCUUUCGCAGCAGGAGGAGCAAGUGCCUAUCAAACAAAAUCAGCAAAACGGCGCGUACAAAAAACCGGAGGUGAGCAACAGCCCGAAGCACACGCCGCGUCCGUACCUACCGAACAGGUCCGGCAGCGGAUACCUAAGCGCCACAGCCCAACUGUCACGCGGCGCAGAGCUGGACCUAGGCUCCACGGCGGCACCCAUUUACCCCGAGAACAGGAAGAGCAUACUCGUCAAUGGAUACCCCGUGAUGACUUGCUACGCGACGUCGGCCCCCGAGAGCCCCGGGGCCGCCGCGCCGGCGCCCCUGCCCAACGAGUUCGACUACGGGCCGCAGAACGGCGAAACCAGCCAAUCAGAGUCCACGUUGGAGGGCGCUGCCAACAGCCAAUCGGACGCGACCAGCCAAUGGGUGGACGACUCGUUCCCCCCUACCCACCACUCGCCCGAGCGGCCGUUCCCCCCCUGCAAGUACGACAUGCCCAGCACGUCCAAAACUUACGAAGACAACGAUAUCAUGGACAGAUCUCUAAACUCCAGCGAGAGCUCGUUCAACGCGCUCUCCGUCUCCCAAUACGACCGGCGCUUCGACUCGGGCAUCGACACCGAACGAAACGAAGACCGGUCCGCCAUCACCGACCUCAUGACCAGGAUGUCGUCCGCUACCAUAUCCACUUCUGCGAACCUGGUCAACAAUGUGUCCAGGAUUGUGAAGUCGGAGAUAAGGACCAGUAUUGUUAGCAUAUCGUCUUCUAGGAUCGAAAAGAAGCGCGAUACAUCGAACAUGUCCCUAAGUACGCUGUCAGUCAACAGCGAAACGUCAGUGUCGGACCGCAGCUCGAGCCAGGACGUCAACUCCGAGAACGUCACGGAGCGGCGAGUGAGCCCCCCGCCUGUGAAGCCCGCGUCCACUGGAGCCAUACCUAAGAGCAUCAGCUUCGAUGCUACAGCUGAGAAGAGUCAGAGACGGCGUAUAACAGAAGACAGUCUCGUCGGCAACCUGGACGAGUUGAAAAACAACGUGAAACGCUCGGGCGGCAACCUGCUGCACAAGAUCAAGAUGUUCAGCCGGCCCAAUAAGGGCCGCUCGCACCAGCACCCUAACGACAUAAAAUUAGCCGAGGAGGAAGCCCUCCGCGAAGACGCGCCGCGCGCGGAGCCCGCAGAGAGCUCCGACGACAUCCUCGCCAAGUACCGCCGCAAGAGCUCCACGGACUCGCGGCGGCGCGCCCAGCGGCGCGUGUCCGACGUGCCGGACAUCGCGGACAGAUGCGAAGGAGUACUGGAUCUCAACGACCCCGAGGUGUUCAACAGCAUGAAGAAGAAACUGCGGCUCGUGCUGUCCAACCCUGAGCUGUUGUGUACAGAAUACGUGCCCAAUCGCUGCACAAGCACAUCCCUAGUGGAAUGGAUGCGAGCCGCCGCCGCGGCCGCUUCCGAAACCGGCGCGUCCGCUCAAGCGGCCGAAGUGGCUCGAGCCUUAGCGGCGUCGGGCGCUCGCUGCGAGCGACUAGCGGCAGCUUUGCGGGCAGAUCUAGAUGCGAGACGGCCGUACGCCAAGUAUUUGGCUAGCUGCCGGUCUGCGUUGACGCAUACGCUUCACGCGCUCAGACGACAAACCAUCCAAGUCCGCGCGGAGUGCUCGGCGUGCGCGCGCGCCGCCGCGGCCGCGCGCGUGCUGCAGCAGCUGGAGCGCGGCAACUCGCUGCGGCGGCUGGCGCGCCACCACUCCGCGCACAACAACCACGCCACCGUCAAUGGAGAGCUGAUGGACGAGAAGGCGAAAAGACUGAUGGCCAACAUUAAGACCCUGAUCGCCGAAGUCAAGGCGGACCCCUCAUGGGAAGGAGCGCCGGCAACGUCCAUAGAGGUGCUGGAGCUGACCGUGGAGCGCGCCGCGUUCGCCCGUCUCUACCUGAACGUGCUCUUUCCCAUCGGCGAGGGCGACUACGGGCGCGACCAAGUGCUGUCGGAGCACAUCCGGCGGCUGGGCGCGGGCAUGACGGCGGCGCGCGCGGGCGUGAGCGCGCGCCACCUGUGGGCGGCGCCGUACGCGCGCGCGCAGCUGCUGCUCACGCACCUGCCCGUCUACCGGACCCCGAGGGACAAGCUGCAGUGCGUCAUGCGGUGCGUGACCUGCGUCAUGGCGGUGCUCGGGCUGACGGAGGGCUCGGCGCCGUCCGCCGACGACCUCACACCCGUCAUCGUGUUCAUUAUACUCAAGGUGAAUCCCCCCUCCCUCUUGUCCACGAUCGACUUCGUGAACUCGCUAGGCGGGGCCGCGCUGCAGGGCCCCGCGCUGUACUGGUGGACCCACUUCUGUUCCGCCGUCGCCUACAUCAAGACCAUGGACUACGGGGACUCCUAGCCCGCUGCGCGGCCCCAGAAUGGGCGUGGGAAGAAAUCAGGAACGCAGUGGUAUCCCGUUCUUCGUAGAGAAAGGGCUCACACUAUAUGAUUAUUAUAGCUAUGUUUGCUUAUUCGGACACAAUGUAUGUACUCUGGCCACAUACGACGGCAUCUGUAAAUGAUAGUUUUGUAUCAAGUUACUCACUGAACUGUAGUUACAGAUCAAUAGAUGAAGCAUAUACAGGCCUGUGCACACUGGAUGCGUGUGCGGACACAUACGCGUGCGCGUUGUAAUAAACAGAUCGUUAUGAGCGACGGCACACGGCUUGCGUAACGUGUGCUUGCUACGCAUACUCAGCUGAUGUGCUCUGUCUUAACACGUGCGUUCACCACACAUCGGUGACCCAUACUACAGAUAUCCAAGUCGCGGAAAGUUUCGGAAAUUUCUAGAAAAUAAUUAGCAACUAAAAUAAUGCCUGUGUGUGGCCCGUAUAUUAUAAAAAAAAUGCCUUACAUCACCGACAACAUGUACAUCACUAAGCAUCACGGAGGUUUUAACGCAGGGUAAGACGUUAGUGAGCUAUGGAGUCGACAUUGGCAAUAAAAUUAAAGUUAUAUUCAUACUCAUCGAAUUAUUGAAUUAGUGAUUUUAAUAUAAUCAAGAACGUCGAAGAGUUUAUAAACGAUCCUUUAAUUUUGUCUUUAAGUAUAUACUGGGAUGGGUCAUUUUUACUUUUUUAUGAUUAUUAGGGAGCAUUUGAUGAUUAAUUAUUUCUUAUAUUUUAAUUUUACUGCCAUACGGAUUUUAGUUUAAAAUUUCGUGUCUCCAUACAUUUUAUGGACAUUGUGAAGAAAAAAAGUUUUUUUGGGAUACUCUUUUUGAUUUAAUUGGCUCUGAACCUUUACCAUGCUAUAUGGAGGCAGUUAUGGUAUAUAUUUUAAACUAAAGUUUGACAAAAGAGAAUGCAUAGAUGUACUCCGCAAAACAAAAUGUAAUAAUAGUAACAGUAUUUAUAUGAAAAAUUUGUAAUGGAUCCGGAGGCAAAAAAACAUCAAUUCCGAUUGCAAAAUCCUUUAAAAUACUGUUUAUUAGCUGUCUAUAACUAUGCCCGAAGAACAACUUUUUUUUCUCCAUACUUGCGUGACCCACCCUUGUAUAUACCUAAAUAUUACAAAUAAGAUCUUUUUUGUAUGAAUUAAUUUACACUCAUUUUAUUUUUACCUUUUUAUAUUGUACACAUUUUAUUUUUACCGCUUUUAUAUAUAAAUAAAUAAAUAAUAAAUAAAUAUUAUAGGACAUUAUUACACAAAUUGACUAAGUCCCACAGUAAGCUCAAUAAAGCUUGUGUUGAGGGUACUUAGACAACGAUAUAUAUAAUAUAUAAAUAUUUAUAAAUACUUAAAUACAUAGAAAACCCCCAUGACUCAGGAACAAAUAUCCAUGCUCAUCACACGAAUAAAUGCCCUUACCAGGAUUUGAACCCGGGACCAUCAGCUUCGUAGGCAGGGUCACUACCCACUAGGCCAAACCGGUCGUCACAUAUACAUUUUUUUUUUCAAUUAAAUUUCGUAUUAUAAGCAAUACCAAAAAUGGUCAUUAUUCUUAUUUGUAAUAUUUAUAUACUCAAAGACAAAAUAAAAGGAUCGUCUUAAACUCGUCAACUCUCUUAUCCUUGAUUAUAACAUUAAAGUCACUUAUUCAAUAAAUUAAUGAGUAUGAAUAUUAGUUGAAUUUUAUUGCUAAUGUCGACUCCAUAGCUCGCUGAUGUCUCCCCGUGCAAUAAAUACUCCGAUGUCUAUACAUCACAAAUACAUAUGUACGUUUGUUACGAGCUAUUGUAAGUAGACCAGAGUACUGUUGUGUACCAUUUUAGUGCACUCAAGUGUAAUAUGAAGUGAUGAUUCGGUAACUGGGACGACAACUGCAUUUAUCGUUUUUUUAACUAAAAAUGGUUUUGCUGUUGUUUGAUGACUAAUUAAUAUAAGUGUAACCAUUAAGUUAUUAUGUUUUGUGAAGUUUUAAAUGUAAAAUCAUUAUAAGUAUUUUUGUUAUGCCUAAAUCGAAAUCGACCAUUUUUUUAAUGUCCGGGAAUAUUUUACUAUCGCACGUAAUUGAAAUUGAUUAGAGAAAAAAACCCUGAGUUAUGUUAAUGUUAUAAAUCAAAUCGAUUUUAUUUCGUGCCAGUUUCCACGUCGUCACAUGAGAGUGGGCAAGAGCGAGAGGCUUACUCUCAAUAUGGCAGUCCCCCUCGCACUCUAGUAUUAAAACACCAUGUUGAACACGAAAUAAUAUGCUACGACUAAAAAGUUUUUAUUGAACAAAUAUACAAAUAAUGCAAUUAAGAAAAUUUUAAUAUGGCUCGCCACCAUUGACGACCGUAAGUAAACAAAAACAUAGUUGAAAUUUUAUGUCUUCAAUAAUUUAUCUAACUUGUCUUGUCUUAUUUUUCAUUUAACUUGUCUGUGUACGAUAAGGAAUAAGGAUUUAAUCGACAAAUUGACAGAUCGAUAUAUACAUUUGUGCUUUCUCUCGCGGAAAGUUCGUGUCAUCCACGAUGGCGCGCAGAUUUAUCAAAUAUAACCUUUAAUAACAUGUCAUUAGGAGUCAAGGCACUCGUCGUGAAUGACACGGUCUAUAAUCAUGUGCUAGCCGUGCUUAUAUCAAAGGUUAAUUCCACUGUGUAACUAAUUUUUGCGCUAUACACCGUGUGCAAAUUCAAUUUGCCAGAUUUUAAAGAUGUAUUCUUGACUGCAUUUAUUUAUUUAUUUAAACUUAUUACACUAAAGAAACGUACUGUACAAAAGGCAGACUUAAUGCCAAAAUGCAUUCUCUACCAGUCAACCUUAAGGUGAAGCAGAGAGAUUGUGUGCAGAUUUAGAGUCUAAUAAGAAAAAAAAGUUUCCUAACAUCGAUCUAGUUUUAGAGAUAAUGAUAAUUCUGACAGACAUUAAACUCAUGUUUUUUUUUUAAAUUAAAAAUAACUUUUCUUAUUCGUUGUAAUGAUUUUAUUCACCAAGGUGUACAAAUAAAUAAGGUGUCGUAUGCAGAAAACGCAAAAAAGGCGUAUUUGACCAAAAGUCACUGAACAUUUUUUGCUCCUUGUGAUCACAGGAAUGCGUCGUCAAAAUCUUUCGGUUUAAUUGGCCCACGUUACGUUACACAACGGACACAAUUAUAUUGUGGACGAAUUAAGGCUCAAUACAGUUCUUAAUUAGUCUACAGUGACUAAUGCUGUUGAGUAACGAAUGUUACAUAGGUCAUUAGAUAAGCUUUGUAAUAAACAAAUAUGAAACAAAGAGGUGGCCUGUCAUAUAUACUUUUUAAAACUAUAUUCCCAUACACAAUGAUUGGCUGGAAAACAUUUACUUAAUUUUUAAAUUUACUUAUUAAAAAAUCUAAACUUUGUAUGAUAUAAAAAUAUUGUAUAAAAUACGCGUAAAUCGUCCUUAGCCCACGCCGACGUUUUUUUAAGUUUAAAUCUAUUUUUUAAUAAGUAAAUUAAUAAAUUAAGUAAAUGUUUUCUGGACAAUCAUUGUCUAUGGGAAUAUAGUUUUAAAAUCUUUGUUUCAUAUUUGUCUAUUGCAAAACUUAUCUAGUGACCUACGUAUUGCCUAUUGUAACAAUUAUGACUAAUUUACGUUGCACAGUGGAAAUUAUGGACGUAAAUUAUGCUUUUUAA
Molecule: messenger RNA, 8619 nt
Organism: Cydia pomonella (codling moth)
Lineage: Eukaryota; Metazoa; Arthropoda; Insecta; Lepidoptera; Tortricidae
Gene: Gapvd1
Product: receptor-mediated endocytosis protein 6 homolog
Exons: 33
Coding region: 138-4958 (1606 amino acids)
Biological process (GO): regulation of GTPase activity; vesicle-mediated transport
Cellular component (GO): endocytic vesicle; cytosol
Molecular function (GO): small GTPase binding; guanyl-nucleotide exchange factor activity
Source: RefSeq, a predicted model, not a curated record